Messenger RNA from Lonchura striata (white-rumped munia), 759 nucleotides. The record is from RefSeq and is a predicted model, not a curated record. Lineage: Eukaryota; Metazoa; Chordata; Aves; Passeriformes; Estrildidae.
AUGGGGGUACUGGGAUCCCACCAGUGCAGACUGGUCCCGGCCGCGGGGGCGGACGAGAACCGCAUCGUGGGCGGCGCCGGCUGCGCGCGGCGGCUGCACCCGUACCAGGCGCUGCUGCUGCAGCCGGGGGGCGCCGUGCACUGCGGGGGCGUCCUGAUCGGCCGGAGCUGGGUCCUGACCGCCGCCCACUGCCACAGCGACAGCCCCCUGCGGGUCCUGCUGGGCGCGCACGAUCUGCGCAUGCGCGAGGGGGCGGAGCAAUGCCUCACGUGGGCGCGCGCCUUCGUGCACCCGCGCUACCGCCCCGGCCGCCAUGACAGUGACGUCAUGCUGCUGCGCCUGCGCACUCCCGCCCGCCUCGGGCCCCGCGUGCGGCCCGCGCCGCUCCCGCCCAGGUGCGCCCAGGUGGGCGCCAGGUGCGUCGUGUCCGGCUGGGGCAGCACCCGCGGCAGCCAGGGUGCGUUCCCGGACGUGCUGCAGUGCGGGGAGGUGUUCACCUGGUCCAACGCCGACUGCGCUCACCUGUACCCAGGUGCCAUCACUCCCAACAUGCUUUGCGCCGGCGGCCGCGCCGGGGACGGCACCGACUCCUGCCAGGGUGACUCCGGGGGCCCGCUGGUGUGCGGGGGGUACCUGCAGGGCGUGGUCUCCUGGGGGCUGCAGGUGUGCGGCCAGCAGGGCAAGCCAGGUGUGUACAGCCGCGUCUGCGCCUUCACCGCCUGGAUCCGCCGCACCAUCCGCGACAACGGCGGCGACUGA